Messenger RNA from Aspergillus affinis, 1101 nucleotides. Its product is annotated as RNA-binding ATPase activator ESF2. Gene Ontology annotation, biological process: endonucleolytic cleavage to generate mature 5'-end of SSU-rRNA from (SSU-rRNA, 5.8S rRNA, LSU-rRNA); endonucleolytic cleavage in 5'-ETS of tricistronic rRNA transcript (SSU-rRNA, 5.8S rRNA, LSU-rRNA); small-subunit processome assembly. The transcript has a single exon. The record is from RefSeq and is a predicted model, not a curated record. Gene Ontology annotation, molecular function: RNA binding. Lineage: Eukaryota; Fungi; Ascomycota; Eurotiomycetes; Eurotiales; Aspergillaceae. The coding region runs from base 1 to 1101 and encodes 366 amino acids. Gene Ontology annotation, cellular component: nucleolus.
AUGUCGACCCGCAAAUACAACGAGUUCCUCGACAUCGAAGGGUCAAGCGACGACGAAGCCAACGAUCGCGGAUAUGACUCCGAAGCCGCAGAGGAAAGCAAAGGCGGGAACGCGAAACGAAGACGCACGAAGCAGCCACACGAUAUCCUAGGGGACGACGAAUCAGACGGAUCGGAGAACGAGGCAUCGGAAGACGAAGACGAGAAAUUGUUGGCCGCGAAGACGAAGGGGAAAGGAACGAAGAAGACAUCAACAUCUACAACAAAGAAGUCCGCAUCGAAGCGCAGUGAUGACGCUGAAGACGACGAGGCUGAAGAUGACGAAGUCGAACUCGGUAAUCAAUACCUUGAGUUAGCGGACGACGACGACGAUGAAACCCGUACCAAAGGAUCGAAAAGCAAGAAAUCAAGCUCGGAUAAGGCCAAGCCAGACAAGAAGGAAAAGAAGAAGAAGAAGAAGCCAGGCGUCAUCUAUCUCUCCUCGCUCCCGCCGUACAUGAAACCGUACGCAUUGAAGUCGCUCUUCGAGACGCGCGGCUUCGGACCUAUUACGAAAGUGUUCCUAUCGCCGGAAGUGAGGCCAGCAUCUGCGCCGCGACGCCGCUCCAACAAGCGAAAAAUCUACUCCGACGGAUGGGUGGAGUUCGCAUCGAAGAAGACGGCGAAGAUCUGCGCGGAGACGAUGAACGCGUCGAUUAUCGGCGGUCGCAAGGGCAGCUGGUACCACGAUGAUAUUCUGAACGUGAAAUACCUCACCGGCCUGCGCUGGGAUGACUUGGUGGAUCAGAUCCAGAGGGAAAGGAAGGAGAGGGAGGCCAGGCAGCGGAUCGAGGAUGCGCGGACGCGCAAGGAGGACCAGGUGUUUUUGGAGGGAGUGGAGCAGGGCAAGGUGCUGGAUGGGAUGCAGAAGAAGAACGAGGACAAGAAGAAGAGGAAGCUGCAGCAGGCCGAUGAAGGGCUCAGGAGCGAGAAGGGCCCGGGACAGGAUGCUAAGAUCAGGAGACUGUUCAAGCAGAAUGAGGUUAAAAUGGGACGGGAUAAGAUACAAAAUCAUGGUCCGUUGGAGGAGGACGCGAAGAAAGUGUUGGGCCAGAUUUUCUAG